Oreochromis niloticus (Nile tilapia) is the source of this 1652-nucleotide messenger RNA. Its product is annotated as serine protease 27. Lineage: Eukaryota; Metazoa; Chordata; Actinopteri; Cichliformes; Cichlidae. Gene Ontology annotation, molecular function: serine-type endopeptidase activity. The transcript has 6 exons. Gene Ontology annotation, biological process: proteolysis. Bases 14 to 1123 code for a protein of 369 amino acids. The record is from RefSeq and is a predicted model, not a curated record.
GGGGCAGUUAAAAAUGGCUUUCCAAAGGUUUGUGUGCUGUUUCUUUGUGAUGAUCAUUGUCUUAUGCAAAGACUGUCAUUCACAGCAGCCUGCAUGUGUUAAAAAGGCUUUAAAAAGCGUCCCAUUCCUUCUACGUCAAGCUACAACCCCAGUAAACUGGCCCUGGCUGGCAUUUAUAACUGUUUUUAAGCAGUUUAAGUGUGGAGGGUCCCUCAUCAGUGACCAGUGGGUGCUGACAGCUGCUCAGUGCAUAUCACCUCAAGAGAUCGGUGACACAGCUGUGUUUCUGGGCGUCCAGAAUCUGACAGGUCCAUUUCCACCUGUAGUGGGUCUAAGAGUUGAUAAAAUCAUCUGCCAUCCUGACUACAGCAAUUUGACCCUCAAAAACAACAUUUGUCUGCUGAAGCUGUCCACUCCUGUGAAUUUCACAGACUACAUUCAGCCAAUCUGCUUAGCUGCAGAAAACAGCACUUUCUAUGCUGGGACUAACACCUGGCUCACUGGCUUUGGUAUAACGAGUAACCUCACGUUCCCCAACAUCCUGCAGGAGGCAAAUGUGCCAGUAGUGGGAAACAAUGAGUGCCAGUGUUACUAUGAAGACUUGACGUUCUCCAGUAUUACAGAGAACAUGAUCUGCACUGGACUCCAAGCUGGAGGGACGAGCUCAUGUUAUGGAGAUGGAGGGGGAGCGCUCAUGAUCGAAACAGGUUCAGUCUGGAUCCAAAUUGGAAUUGUGAGUUUCAGUGUCGGCUGCGCCCGACCUCUGAGACCUGAAGUCUACACUCGUGUGUCCCAGUACCAGAAAUGGAUCAGUGACACCAUCACCGACACAGAACCAGGCUUUGUCUCCUUCACCUCUACAGGCACUGACAGCGACUUGAGCUUUAAUUGUUCAGCAUUUGUACCACCUGCCCCUGCCCCUGUCCCUACCACUGCCCCUGCCCCUGUCCCUACCACUGCCCCUGUCCCUGUCCCUACCACUGCCCCUGUCCCUGUUCCUAACGUUGAUGUGUGUGACAGUGUGUUUUGCAGUGGUGAAAAUUUGAUCCACUUCACUCCCUUCACCUCACUCUGUGUUCUCAUUGCAUUGCUCCAUAUGUUUAUUGGAAGCACUAAAAUGUAACUCAACUCAUGUACUCAAGUACUUUGCGUAAGUACAAACUUACAUACUUUAAAUCAGAACUCUUCCUUUAUGGCAAACAAUUAAACAAGGAAUAUUAUAUAUCUUAUACCUAGGAUCUUUUAUGGGAAAUCCUUAUUUCUUUACUUUAUUAAUGAAAGUACGUCUUUAAAACAUUAUUAUUAAAGCUUUGUGCUGUGUUAACAUCAAAUACAUCAACAGCUGAAACAAUGAGCAGAUUAACAUUUGGACACAAAAUAUUUUUUGUCAAAGAUGAUUUGUUAUCCUUUCGUUAAAAAUUUUAUUAAUAACUGGUUUAAUUUUCAAUACUUUCUUAAGUUUUGACUGUGUGUUGAAUAUUGUGGAGGGGAUAAUACAUUUGCAAUUGUCAUCAGCAAAAAUCAUUUUAAAACAAUUCCAGGGAGUGAAUUGAAGUAUUUCAGGUUUUAAUUUUUUUAAAAUCAUGUUUUGUUAUAGAAUUUUGUCAAUCGAAAUGUUUAAUAAUUUAAACAUAAAUACAAUAAAAUAAAAA